This is a messenger RNA of Heteronotia binoei (common prickly gecko), 3045 nucleotides long. RefSeq names its product HHIP like 1 (gene HHIPL1). Bases 479 to 2953 code for a protein of 824 amino acids. The record is from RefSeq and is a predicted model, not a curated record. Gene Ontology annotation, cellular component: membrane. NCBI's taxonomy places the organism in Eukaryota, Metazoa, Chordata, Lepidosauria, Squamata, Gekkonidae. The transcript is spliced from 9 exons.
UCCAGCACGUGGCCUCCUUCCUUGGCGCUCGGCCGCCUUAGCUCCAGCCGCUGUUUACCCGCCCCGAGCUGAGGGCGGUGCCUGGGCUUCCCUUCCCUCGCUGCUUUUGGGUGGCUCGGAGGUGCUUCGGGAAGCAAAGGGGCGGGCGGGGAGGCGGCAUGGCGAGGAAGAGCUUGCCCAUCGGAGCUUGUCUUCCUCAGCGUUUGCUCCGCGCGUGAGGAGGAGAAGCGGACUGCCCCGGGUCCGUCCGACGGAACAGCAGCUCGCUUUCCCUCCCGUCGCGGCUGGGGGAGCUUGGAGCGGAGCGCCUUAGGCGCAAAAGGGCUGCGCGGCACAGAGAGCGCGGGGACUGCGAAGCCCCAGGAGGCGGCUAAGCAGGAGGGGAGUCAUGCUGGAGCGAGCGGCCGGGCGUUGCUUAUGCCCCGCGCCCGGCGGCAGUCCUCCCGCCUUGCCGCGCCUUCCCUGAGCGCCGCGGAAGAUGGAGAGCCUGACGCGGGGCUGCGAGCGGGACCCCGGCUGCUGGGCCUGGCCGCUCUUUGCCCUGGUGGCGCUGCUGCUGAGGCAGGCGUCGGGCCACCCGCAGUGCCUGGACUUCAAGCCGCCCUUCAAGCCUCCGCGGCCGCUCGCCUUCUGCGUGCAGUACUCGGACUUCGGCUGCUGCGACGCGCAGCGCGACUCCGGCCUUCUGCAGCGCUUCUACGGCGCCACCGAGCACCUCGACCACGCCGCCUAUGCCGCCUGCGCCAGCCACCUGCAGGACCUCCUGUGUCAGGAAUGCUCCCCUUAUGCUGCUCAUCUGUAUGAUGCUGAAGACCCUUCUACACCUGUGAAAACUGUGCCAGGACUUUGUCCCGACUACUGCGUACAAGUGUGGCAAAACUGCAGGUCCAUGUUCAAAUUGCUCUCUCAAGACAAGGAGCUAUUGGCCCUGGAAAACAACAUGGCGAAGUUCUGUCGUUACCUUGCUUUGGAGGAUGCUGACUACUGCUUUCCUCACCUCCUGUCCAAUAAACGCCUUACUCAAAACCUUGGGCUUGUGACAGCUGACAGUGAAGGAUGCCUGCAGUUGUGUUUAGUGGAAGUGGCCAAUGGGCUUAGGAAUCCAGUUGCCAUGGUGCAUGCAAAUGAUGGAACUCACAGAUUCUUCAUUGCCGAACAAGUUGGCUUGGUUUGGGCCUACCUGCCAGAUUAUUCACGACUUGAAAAACCAUUUCUGAACAUCAGUGAAGCUGUACUUACCUCACCUUGGGAAGGCGAUGAGAGAGGUUUUCUAGGUAUUGUCUUCCAUCCUAAAUUCAAAUUUAAUGGUAAAGUGUUUGUCUACUAUUCAGUUGAAGUUGAGUAUGAAGAGAGAAUCCGAAUCAGUGAGUUCAGAAUUUCUUCCGAUGACAUGAAUUCUGUGGACCAUAGAUCCGAAAGAAUAAUUCUGGAGAUAGAUGAACCAGCUUCCAAUCAUAAUGGAGGAGAACUGCUGUUUGGAGACGAUGGCUAUCUUUAUAUCUUCACUGGAGAUGGUGGAAUGGCUGGUGAUCCUUUUGGGACAUUUGGAAAUGCUCAAAACAAGUCAACACUUCUUGGCAAAGUGCUCCGAAUCAACGUUGACGAUAAUGACCGUGGCCCCCUCUACCGGAUUCCUCUUGACAAUCCUUUUGUGAACGAACCAAAAGCUCGGCCCGAAAUCUAUGCUUACGGAGUGAGGAAUAUGUGGCGCUGCUCUUUCGACAGGGGCGACCCCAACACAAAGGAAGGGAAAGGACGGCUUUUCUGCGGCGAUGUGGGGCAGAACAAAUUUGAGGAAAUUGACCUCGUGGAGAAAGGGAAAAAUUACGGCUGGAGAGCAAGAGAAGGGUUCAGUUGUUAUGACAAAAAGCUCUGCAUCAAUUCCUCAUUAGAUGACGUGCUCCCAAUAUAUGCUUACCCACACAAAAUGGGGAAAUCAGUUACAGGAGGCUAUGUCUAUCGGGGUUGUGAGUCUCCAAACUUGAAUGGGCUGUACAUAUUUGGUGAUUUUAUGAGUGGGCGUCUAAUGUCCUUGAAGGAGAACCGUGCCACUGGGAAAUGGGAGUACAAUGAAAUAUGCAUGGGAACAGGACAAACUUGCGUGUUUCCUGGGCUUAUCAAUAACUACUACCAGUAUAUCAUCUCUUUUGCUGAAGAUGAGGCAGGAGAGCUGUAUUUCAUGUCGACUGGAAUUCCAAGCGCUACAGCUCCUAAUGGAGUCGUUUACAAAAUAGUUGACACCUCCCGGAGAGCACCACCCGGCAGAUGUCGUACUGAGCCUCUACCAGUCAAAACAAAAAGCAAACUCAUCAAGUUUGUAGCAAAGGAGAAGCUUAUAAUAAAAACACCAACACAACGUCCUAAACUAAGAAGCACGACUCGAGCUCCAGCUAGGGCCAAAGCGACGGCAGAACCACCUCAGAGCACAACUCCAGACUGGGUGGAACAAAUUUUGACUCUACUAAGAAGUCAAAACAGAGUGCUGAUGACCACCGCAUCACCAAAAACCAAGGCCCCGAGGCCCAGGAAAGGGGGGAGGACUGGGGGAAGGAGAGCGCAGAGAAGGAAGAACAAGCCAACCAGUGCUCCCACACAGCCACGGAAUGGUGCAGUCCGAAUAAUGAACGGCAACGUGGACGGCAAGGACCGAGGGAGGGUGGAAAUCUUUAUCAACGGAAAAUGGGGCACCGUGUGCGAUGACUUAUGGACUUCCAAGGCAGCCGCAGUAGUUUGCCGCCAGCUGGGCUACGCUUUUGUGAUCAGGGCAACCAAGAAGGCAGAGUUUGGGGAGGGACGUUCUCUUCCUAUUCUUCUUGAUGACAUUCAGUGCUCAGGCCGGGAGAAAACCCUACUGGAAUGCUCCCACGCAGACAUUGGGAAGCACAACUGUUCCCACAAAGAGGAUGCAGGAGUGAUAUGUAGUCAUGAAGACAUUACUGAGACUGAACAAUAGGUGGGGUGGGAGCAUCGGCUGGCCUCCUUUCUUCUUAAAAUGCCUUUGUCCAAUGGGGUUGGUGUUUGUCAAAUAAAUACGUCUUGAUUUAG